UAUUUAAUUUUAUAACUUGUAUUGAAUGAUAAAAUGAAUGAAAUUUUUUGAGAUCUUAAUUCCACGACGACGUCGACUUAAGGUCGUCGCAGCAACCGGCAACAACUACCCAACGAAAAGCAAAGCAAUGGCUACAGAAGAACAGACACGCACUAAACUGACGGGAUCUCAAGACACGCUUCAAAACAAAGAACGGCAAAGCUUUUUAAAAUACGUAUUCGUGAAGAAGAAACACAGGGAUUCGAAGAAAGACGAAGUAGCGAUCGAGAGGAUUAGCAAUGAGAUAGCCAACUGGGUCAAGAACAAAAUCAAACAGGAACACCUCGGCGAAGAGGAAAGCGUGGAAUCCUUUUUCGAAGACGAAAACGACUACUUCUACAGAAGCAUGGCCCUGAUCUCAAAGAGGCUGCCUAAGGAAGACCAGGCCAACAUUCGUCUGCAGCUUUGUAAGCUCAUAACCGACGCAGAGACCAAGUCUCGACUCGCCAGCGAACAGGCAGACGUGAAGAGCAUAUCUAUACAGCCGAAAACGACCGUACCGGAAACCAAGAAUAAUUUUCAGUUCAAGCGAACAAUUUCAGGAGGUAAAGCAAAGCAAGACCGUUCUACAGAAAGAAAGAGUCAACCGCCAAAGGGGAAAGCUCGAGGAAGAAGAAUCUCCUAGAACCGUGACGACGGCAGAAGUAGAGAAAGCAGCAGCAAAAGCAUCAGCAAAAGCAGCAGAGAGUGGUUCAGUAGAAAUGAGUUUUACGAGUUCUGAAGGGAUCAUGGAAUCUAGCUUCGAACACAAAGGCACACAAAACUAAACCCAUGUUCAAACAAAACAAUUGCUAAAAAUAAAAACAAAUCCUUUCCUUAAAG
Molecule: messenger RNA, 861 nt
Organism: Cimex lectularius (bed bug)
Lineage: Eukaryota; Metazoa; Arthropoda; Insecta; Hemiptera; Cimicidae
Exons: 2
Coding region: 38-664 (208 amino acids)
Molecular function (GO): DNA binding
Source: RefSeq, a predicted model, not a curated record